AUGUUGUCAAUACUGCGAAAAGCCCGUCUGAAGGACAAGGAGAUGCGAAUAUUGAUGCUGGGUCUGGAUAAUGCGGGCAAGACUACUAUUGUUAAACGGAUCAUGAACGAGGAUGUCACCACAGUCAGCCCCACAUUGGGCUUUAUUAUCAAGACUAUUGAUUUCAUGGGAUACAAACUCAACAUCUGGGAUGUUGGUGGGCAAAAAACACUACGCUCAUACUGGAAAAACUACUUCGAGAAAACCGACACUCUUGUCUGGGUAGUUGAUGCUACAGAUCGUCUUCGUGUGGAUGACUGUCGUCAGGAGCUAGCUGGGCUGCUUCUGGAAGAGCGCCUAAUGGGAGCCACCCUUCUGGUCUUUCUAAACAAAACAGACGUGGAACAUUGUAUGGGUGAGGAUGAGGUGCGAGAGCGCCUUGGCUUGGAUCUAAUCAAAACACACAAAUGGACUAUUCUCCCAUGCAGUGCCAUGACGGGCAAAAACCUCACAGAAGGUUUGGAAUGGGUGGUACAGGAUGCCAAAGACCGACUUUUCCUGUAUUAG
Molecule: messenger RNA, 546 nt
Organism: Penicillium cataractarum
Lineage: Eukaryota; Fungi; Ascomycota; Eurotiomycetes; Eurotiales; Aspergillaceae
Exons: 6
Coding region: 1-546 (181 amino acids)
Biological process (GO): protein folding
Cellular component (GO): microtubule cytoskeleton; cytoplasm
Molecular function (GO): GTP binding; GTPase activity
Source: RefSeq, a predicted model, not a curated record